UAUUUGCUUAAUGAGCUAGAUUUUUGCUGUUUGUCUGCGAAGAAAUUGCAAGUCAACUUCUGCCGAACUUUUGAUCACCAAAUUGUGAAAAUUUCCUGUUCUUCGAGUUCUUCUAGUGGGCAAUAGUGUACAAUUUGACAAACCAAUCACAAGGUAAACAAGAGUUUUGAGCAAGAUAUAAAUAAAAGAAGGCUCCGCAAAAAGUAAAUAUAAACGACUACUCGAGCUUUACAACUCAUACAGUAAUGGCCGAAAACGAUCCCAACAUUAUAAUAGACGUGGACCAGUAUGAAGAAAGGAUUCAAAGCUUUUCUCCACCAACUGGUUUGAUGGUGCGGUUUUUCUUCAUGGUAGCUCAGUUUGCAAAAUAUGGCUUCGCUAAGGUUGGAGAUGAUACUAUAGAAUGCACCUUUCCUGGGUGUGGGCGACAGCACCAAAUCAACGAAGUUCUUCAGACAGAUGCGAAUAACGUGCAAUGGCACGAACUUCACUGUCCUUUCCUAAUGGCAAGGAAACCUUGCUGGUUCUGCUGGGCAACUUUUUUCAACUGGGCGACUUUCCAAUGUCCAAGAUGCAACAUCAAUGCAAAUUCUGACAAGGCCUCUUCCGAACCUAUGUGCGUCAUCUGCAGAGCAAUGGUCAACCUUGCAACUGACGACUACGAGCGCUGUACGAGAUGCUCUGCAUUUAUUUGCAGAGAAUGCAUUACCAUGGGAAGGUGCCAUGUUCAUGCCGAUGACGAGAGGAAGGCAUUUUAGCAGGAAGAUUUAUCCCAUACUCAGACUAGACUAGAAAUCCAAGGAAAGUCGCUGGCGCCGAAUCCAUGGCAUAACUCACAUGCUGCUACGAAGUAUCAUGACGUUAAAAAAUACAGCGACUCUGAUGCUUCGAAGUCAGUAGAGUCAGUCAGUGCCGAAUGUACAAAUUGUACAUUCGGCAGAAUAUCGUACAGAAUAUCAUAAGAUUUCGGACCGUCACGGGGAUCAUUAACUGGCGCUGAUUAUAUGUCGUCUGCGUCGACAUGCCACCGGGAACGAUUAUGAACGAUUAGUCAAGGCGCCACGUGGUCACAAAUGGGAAUUUGUCACAGGUCGAAGGCGACGAAUACAAAUUUACUUCCCAUUAACUUCCACUGUUUGGUGCCAUCGAAUGAACACAAUCGAGGCCAAAUAUUAAAUGCAACGAGCCACACAAUCGAGACCAAGUAUUAUCAGCAGCAGUAGAAAAUAUGACACAAAAUUACUUACUCAGUAAUGAAUACUAAAGCCGGGGUUUCGCGUCGCCGAAUCCUUCCCGUGACACUGCACCAGAGGUAGCCACGGUUUUUGGCUCAGGAGCCACAAUUUUGCCCAACUAGACUGGCGGGCCAUGCAAGUGUGACGUAAAAAGUUACAUUUUAUGAAAACUAUUUUCAGUGUUUUAAAAGCAAAAGCGAAAAACAAUAAACCUCGUGAUGCCAAAACUAAAUUUAAUCGCUACCUUAACAAAUUUCCCGAGUUUUUAUUAGCUGAAACGUCAAAAUUUGGUUUUACUUACUUGUGGUAACAUCGGACUGGCCAUAAUGAACUACCCAAUGGUCCGUAUUUGACGCGCGAGCCGUAGUUUGCUCAUGUCAGCACUACACCAUGUUACUCGCCACAGUGGCGUGGCGCCAAAUCCAUCCCGUUACACUGCAUGAUUGGGAUAGUUGUCUGCCACUAGAUUGAGCUUAUCGAAACCCGAUUUUGUCUCGCUCUGUAUACACUACCAUUGGUACUGGCUGAUAAGUACACGGUGCUCAAGUACACGGUGCUCCUAUAUAUUUUCUACUGUUUAACCGUUUUACUCAUUCGUGAAAAUUGUUUUAAAGUUGCAGACAAUCCUUUUAUUACCAAAGAUAUAACGCUAUGCGAUUUAAAAAUGAUAGUUAAUUUUGAACUAUCUCACUUUUUUGGGCCAAUUUUUGAAUACUGCAACUAGACUGAAAGCUAUGUUUAUGAAUAAUUACUGUGCCAAUCUUUUUAAUUGAUUAUAGUUCUUUCUAUUUAUAUAUGCGCAUUUCCCUUUUUUUCCCUUUCCCAUCUCAAGUAUAGUAGAUUUUAUAAAGUAUGGUAGUAUAUACUACUUAACUACAGUACUCUGGUUGAGAUUAUUCCACGAGAACUUUUAGCCAAGGAAAAAAUGUUCAAAUUUAUUUAUCAAAAAGUAAAAUCUAAGCUCCAAUGAGCCGAAGAUUUUUCAUUUUGAGUUAAAUUUUCGUUAUGUUUUUAUAUUGGAUCUUUUGAAUUCGAAAGCAUUGUUCAUCUUCAACUCAAAACGAAAUGGUAUUCCUCUAUUUGCAUCUGACUUUCCUUUCUCGAUUUCUGUUUCCGUCCCGAGGAUUCUUUCAUACUUUUCUGCAUUUCUUCACUGCUCUAACUAUUCUCCAUUUUCAUAGACUGACCUAUAACUAAUUUUCUAUUCCCUACCUACUAUUAAAAUACAGUUCCCAAUCGAUCUAGAAUAAGUCCCAAAUAAUCUGAGUUCUGUUUUUAGAGGGUUUUAUUCCGUAUGUUCACAAAAGUAUUCGAAUUUUAAAUACUUGUUACUUUUUUCUAUUUCUCGUUUUACUUACUUUCUUUAUCAACUUCAAAUCAUAUAUAACACUUUCAUACUUCUCAGCAUUCCUUUAACUGUUCUUCUUCUUCUUCUUCACAGACUCACCUAUAACUAACCUUCACUUGCUGCCCUUUAAUAUAACACAGUUCCUUUACUUUUAUUCCUUCAAAUCGCGAAUGGUGAAUCGGAGCUUAGUUUCAUGCUGCUGUUAAAGUCUAAGUUGAUUGUUCAAAUUAUCUGGGUCGUAGUCAGAAUUUGGAUUUUCCAGAAAAUUUGAACUUUUACUCCAGCUUCGACUCAAAAUAAAACAUGCAUAAUUCCGAUCCCACUGCUCUAUUUAACAAUUGGAAUCAAAAUAAACAAUAAACAAUGACUAAUAAAAAUAUUUGUGAACCUCGAAGUUAUUGUGACCAAAAUUUUAUCUUUUCGGAGUUAAAAGUCGGAGUCAAAAUUUAUUUGAAUCCGAGGUUUAAAAUCAGAAUUAUUUUCAAUCCGGAUAGAACUCUCUCCGACUUGCCAGCCCUGUUUAAUUCAACUACUGCCCGGUUAUUAAAAUGCAUUUAACAGGACUGUUUUUAUAGAAAUUGUGUUAUGUUUUUUAAACUAAGUUUUUUCCAUCCCAUUGCCCUUUUUUCAAUGCACCCUUCUUACAGCCCGCCAAUGAACAUAUUUUUGUUGAAUUGCCAGAAUAUUUUUAAUUCAAGAGUUUGUAUCGCCAAACCUCAUUAAUCUGUAGCCGCGUAGCUGUAGCCUCUCCCCUCCCCCCAAUGGCUUGCUAUUAAUAAUUCUUUCCCCAAAUGAACCAAACAAGAAAGAAAAAAAUGCGCGCGUAUAUACCUUGGAUAACUUCGACGAGCUUGCUAAAAAUCUAGAAAUUCUAUCUCAGUGAUUUUCAACUGGGGUUCCGGCCAAUAUGUUACCCAGCUUUAGGGUGUGUUUUCAAAUUUAGGCGGGCGGGGGUGGAUAUUUUGUUAAUAGUAAGAAAACUUUUAGUGACUUAUAAAAAUGUGUUAUGUAUUAGCCUGACCGUCUUCACCGGCAUAUAAGCCACUUUCUGGAUAUUCAAAUACACUUUUAUUCACGUUAGGAAUUACAGUAUGGUGUAACACUUGAAAACUAGAGAGAGGGGGUAUUUGAAAUUUUUGGGGGUGUUCACCCCUUAUAGGGGAGUGUAAGGAAAUCACUGGUUCCAACAGUACAGUUCAUAAGUUUCUAUUCAAAUCCGAGAAUUCUUAGUUAAUACAUGUACGUUGUUUAAAUAUAUUCAAAUACUUUAGGUUUGCCGCAAUCUUUUAUUUUGCUAGUACGCAUCACGAAACUGGAUGCACUAACAUGCAGUCACCACAUAAAAUAGUAUGUAUUUAUUUAUAUGUUUUAUUGUAGAUGUUGAUUAGCCAUAGUAAAUUUACGAAUAAUCAGACCAACCGAGCUGCUGCUAUAAAUAUAUAUCGUAGGUUUGAAAUUGAAAUGCCUUGUUUUAAGAAUAACGAUAGUGUAGCGAAUGAGAAAUGUAACUAUGCAUGUUAAUGUUAUUUUACUCUUUUGUAUAAAUAGCAUGUUGGAUCCAAUGGAAAUAGGUCAUUUCAGCAAUCUCCUUGAUGGUGAUUUAUCGUAGCAAGGCUUGACUUGCUAUGCUCCUUUGUAUGAACCAAUUUCUGACCUGCUUCUGGCCUCCAUUCGACAGUUGAAAAUAUUAUGUGUUUUCAAAUUUUUGUUUUGCUUACUGAUUUGGAUUUCAACCAAUUUCCCAAACGGUGUGGCGCGCCCCGCAAGGGGGGGGGGGCAUUUUUUGAGGCGGCGUGAAGCUAAUUGAAAAUAAAAAUAUUUGUUGAAUCCAAUCUUGCUGCAUCAAUUUGAAUAUUUAAAUUUCUUU
Styela clava is the source of this 4450-nucleotide messenger RNA. The record is from RefSeq and is a predicted model, not a curated record. NCBI's taxonomy places the organism in Eukaryota, Metazoa, Chordata, Ascidiacea, Stolidobranchia, Styelidae.